Caenorhabditis auriculariae is the source of this 839-nucleotide messenger RNA. Lineage: Eukaryota; Metazoa; Nematoda; Chromadorea; Rhabditida; Rhabditidae. The record is from the annotation of a GenBank genome assembly.
AUGGUUUGGGCUUCCAUCGCUGCUACGGGAAAGAUCCCUUUGGUUUUUGUGCCGCAAAAAGUCAAGAUCAAUGCGUACAAUUAUAAAAGAGACGUUUUGAGAAGGCACUGAUCCCAUGAGCCAGCUAACACUUUGGAAAGCAGUCCUGGAUUUUAUAACAAGAAUAAGAGGCCAAAGUCGUUCAAAAGUGGUGCAAGAAAGAGCUUUUUGGCUACGUUGACAAUUCAGAAUGGCCGCCGUUUUUACCGGAUCUCAAUCCGCUGGAAUACUCCGUUUAGAACGUUCUAGAGUCCUGUACUUCACCACAUCCAAAGAACGAGCCUCUGAAGACUUUCCUUGAGCGAGAAUGGAUCAAAAUCGUCGACGACUACCUCUCCGCCACGGUCAACGCGUUUCCCAAGCGUUUUCGUGUCUGCAAUAACGGUACACUUUUUGAAAACAUCUGAUGCUGUUUUGUUGUUAUUCACCAAGAAAUUCUGAAUUUUGACAGAUCUCUACAACGAAUCUCAGAAUUCGGUUUCAUCGAAAUGGGGUCAAAGGUUGCAUAAAGGUUAGAUGUUGAAUGAAAAAUUUUAAAAAUUGCUAUCCGAGUCAGGAGACUUCAACUAGGAAAUGAAAAAGUUCUGCCUUUCAAAUUAAUUUUUCGUUUUUCUAUUGUUUUUUUCCUCCUCAUUUUUUAAAAAUAAAAUUCUAGCUCUCUUAAUAAGUUCAAACCACUCCAAAGUACACCUCAAGCUCACGUGUGAUUUCGUAAUCAUUUGCUCCGAUUUUUGCAUUUUCGGAAUGCAGAGUACGUGCAAACGACCUUGAGGAAGGUCAUGCAACACAGCUGGAUAUGA